UGGAAAGGAAGGUUCAAUGUAAGCUAUAAGUGAUCAUUUUGAUGUUGCUAAAUCAUCGGUUUAUAGUAUUUUAAAUGAUUUUAUGAAUGUCAUAAUUAUAAACGUAGACAAAUUUAUUCGAUGGCCAAGUAAAGAUGAAUGUUUGGUAAUUGAAGAAAGUUUCAAGUCUAAAGCUGGAUUCCCAGGUGUGAUUGGGGCCAUUGAUGGCUGCCAUAUUAAUGUCAAAGCACCAAUAAAGCAAGCAGAUAGCUACACUAACCGUAAGUUAGGAAAGAGCAUCAUUUUACAAGCUAUUUGUACGGAAGGAAAACUGUUCACCAAUAUCUCAGUUGGAUUCCCGGGUCGUGUUCACGAUGCACGAGUAUUGGUGAAUUCUGAACUGUACAAAAGGACCGCAUUCAUUAUUUUAUAA
This is a messenger RNA of Aphis gossypii (cotton aphid), 412 nucleotides long. RefSeq names its product putative nuclease HARBI1. The coding region runs from base 83 to 412 and encodes 109 amino acids. The transcript has 2 exons. The record is from RefSeq and is a predicted model, not a curated record. NCBI's taxonomy places the organism in Eukaryota, Metazoa, Arthropoda, Insecta, Hemiptera, Aphididae.